Molecule: messenger RNA, 2436 nt
Organism: Chlorella variabilis
Lineage: Eukaryota; Viridiplantae; Chlorophyta; Trebouxiophyceae; Chlorellales; Chlorellaceae
Exons: 10
Coding region: 1-2436 (811 amino acids)
Molecular function (GO): protein binding
Source: RefSeq, a predicted model, not a curated record
AUGGCGGAAGCGGCGGCGCCCGCGGCGGCGCCCGCCCCGGCCGCCUCCCUGGUGCUGGCCGUGCAGCGGCUGCUGCAGGACCUGCGGCCGGACAGCGUGGAUGAGGCAGCCGCCAUCAUCGCCGGCACAGACCUGGACGUGCACCAGCAGGCCGAUGGGCUCGCCUCGGAGAUGUACCGCGCCGCCACCAGCGGCCCCGACAAGGCCCUGGCUGUGGCUCAGCUGCUGGGCGAGGUGCUGGCGCUGGACCCCAGCGGCAACGGGCGCCAGCUGCGCCGCCUGCUGCUGACGCGGUGCGAGAAGGCGUUUGACCUCAGCCCGCCGCCAGGCAUGAGCGAGGGGUACAAGCGCAAGAUGGGCGCCAUGACCUUUGUGGCUGCUCUGUUCAACGAGGGCGUCAUCCCCGCCUCGGUCAUGCACUCCUGCCUGGCAGAGCUGCUGCAGGGGGGCGACGCCUCCCGCGCCCACGACCUCGACUGCCUGCACCUCCUGCUCUUCUCCCUGCUUGAGCUGUGCGCCCGGCACGAGGCCGGCUGGAAGGAGCAGGCUGCACCGCAGCCUCUGGCGGCGCCCGAGGCGGCGGCCAAAGCGCCGCCGCCGCCGCCGCCCGCUGCCGAGGGCUGCUGGGGCUCUGGGCCGCACGCAGAUGCCGACGCCGUGCCUGCAGCCCUGGCAGCCCAGCUGCGCAUGGGCCCGCCCGCCCCGGCCGCCUCUGCCGGCACCGACGGCUCCACAGCUUCCGCCCAGCUGCCGCCGCACCUGGUGCAGCAGCAGGCGCCUGCGCUGGCGGAUGAGUGGGACUACCUGGCUCCCGACGGCAUCAGCGUGUACGGGCCCUUCUCCCUGGAGCAGCUGCAGUUCUGGGUGGGGCAGGGCCACAUGGCGGCAGACGUCCAGGUGAGGCAGCACAGCAGCCCCCCCGCCGCCGCCAGCUGGCACGACCUGCGCGCUGAGGCCCACGCCUUGGCCACAGGCGGCCGCCUACCAGACGCCGUGAAUCCGGCUCUUGCCGCGCCGCCGGCCCCAGCUCAGGCUCCCAUGCCCAUGGCAGCGACCGCGCCUGCCCCCAGCAACGCGCUACUCAGGCCGUCAGCCCCCACCUACGUUCCUGCCAGCCCCAACGGCGGCACGCUGCUGGUCCCAGUCGCACUUGCCCCCAACUUUGUGCCAGCAGCUGCUCCCGCCAAGCCCGCAGAGGUUCCCGAUGCGGCUGCCUGGGCCACAGCCGUGCAUACCAAGCCCUCUGCCGCCGUCCCUGUGCCUGCCGCCCCUCGUGACCGGCCGCUGCAGCAGCAGGUGGCGGCGCUGAUCCGCACCGGCAACAAGCCCGGCCUCGGCAAGGACGGCGCGGGAGGCAACGGCAGCAAAGCCGGCUCGCCAGCAAGCAGCAACAGGUUCAUCUCCGGCGGCAGCCGCAAGAAGAGCGUGGGGUAUGAGGAUGACAAGGAGUGGCUGGUGAAGAAUGCUCGGGGCAAGUGCUCGGGCCCCUUCACCGGCCACGAGCUGCUGGGCAUGCUGCAGAACGACACGCUGGCUGAGGACUCGAUGAUCAAGAAGGCGGACUGGAAGGCGUACAGGCCGCUGGAGCAGGUGGAGGAUGUGAUCCUGGAGAUGUUUAGUAAGAAGCCCGCCGGCGGCGCCUCCCGCGCCAGCCUCGCCGCCCUGGACCGCCGCGGCUCAGACCUGGAGAAUGCCAGCGGCGGCUGCGGCGGUGGCGGCGGCGGCAAGCAGGGCAGCCGCUCAGUGAGCGCCACCCCAACCGCCGCGUCGCCUGGGAGCAGCAGCGACUGGUUUGCCAGCCCCACCCUGCAGCGCCCAGCCUCAUCCAUCACGCAGGCUGGCCAUGCCGCGCCCAUCAGCCCUGCUGACAGCCACGCCAGCCCGGGGCCAGCAGCGGCUGCCGCUUCGCUCCGCGCCCCUCUGUCCCCUGCCCUGCCGGAUGCUCCAUCAUCCCCGGCUGAUGCGCCGCUGCCCGGCACACCGGCGCCGCCGCCACAGCAGCAGCAGCAGCAGGGGGAGGAGGGGGAGGAGGCCGUGCCAUCCCCUGCAGCCACGCCGGUGGGCAUGCACACCCCAGGCCCUGCUGCUGCUGCCGAUGUGCCGGCAGGGGGCACCCCGGCCUCUGUCUGCUACACUCCCGGCCAGCCCGCGCUAGACUCUGGCCUGCUGUCAGGCUUCACGCCCUCCCCAGCCCCUGGAGCCCACGGCAGCCUGGCGAUGCCGUCGCCUACCAGCAGCACGGGCGGCUUUGGUGCUGGCGGUUACUCUCCGCAGCCGGCAGAGGCGGCGGGGGAGGCUGCGCCCCAGCCCUGGCAGGCGCCAGCCGCGGGAGGGCCCCAGGUGUCCGAUGCCCCCAAGCCGGCGUUUGCAGCCUACUCGGCUGCUGCUGCCGCUGCCAGCGCUGCCGCCGCGGCCGGCGGCAGCAGCAGCAGCUAG